Messenger RNA from Monoraphidium neglectum, 780 nucleotides. RefSeq lists its product as hypothetical. The record is from RefSeq and is a predicted model, not a curated record. The coding region runs from base 1 to 780 and encodes 259 amino acids. NCBI's taxonomy places the organism in Eukaryota, Viridiplantae, Chlorophyta, Chlorophyceae, Sphaeropleales, Selenastraceae. Gene Ontology annotation, cellular component: nucleus. Gene Ontology annotation, biological process: rRNA processing. The transcript is spliced from 3 exons.
AUGGAUGCGGCAUCACAGACGGUGGCUAAAGCGUCGGGGGACGACCUUGCGCGAGCGCUCACGCUGCUGGCGGCCGUGGUCGACGGCUGCGACACGGCCGCACUGCUGCACCGCCUGCCCGUGUGGGUGCCCCUGCUCGGGGAGGCCCUGCGCCGCGCCUGCACCAAGCAGCCCAACGCCGCGGCCCCGGCCCGCGCCGACGCGCCCCCCGCCGGGGCAGCCGCGGCGGCGUGCCGCGCCCUCGCGUCGCUGUACCGCCGCCUGCAGCCGCUCAUGGAGCUGCCCGGCGUGCGCCGCGAGGCGGUGGCCGGCGUCUCCCGUGCGCUCCAGCUCCUGCUGCCGGUCCUGAGCGCGCCGCUUGAAGGCGGCGGCGGCGCGGCGGCGGAGGCGCUUGAGCUACUGCGGCUCUUGAUGGAGGUCGCGCCCGCCAGCCUGCGGCAGCACCAGGCAGCCCUGUCGGCGCAGCUGCCCAAGCUGCUCCGCGCCGCCGCCGCCGCCGUGGGUGCAGCGCCCGCGGGCGCGCCAGGCGCGCAGGCGCGCGCGCUGCUCGCGCGCGCCGCCGCGUGCGUCGCGCUGCUGCCGCGGCUAGCGGGCGAUGCGGCGGCGUGGAGCGAGGGCGCGCGGGGGCUGCUUGUGUCGUGCCACGCGGUGCUGGACUUCAUGACCAUGGGGCUGGAGGGGCCGCAGGCGGACCCGCACGCACGGGCGCUGCUUGCGCGGCCUGGCAGCGCGGCGGCAGGCCAGCAGCAGCAGCAGCAGGAGCACAUGGGGCGGCGCUGA